Molecule: messenger RNA, 2570 nt
Organism: Otolemur garnettii (small-eared galago)
Lineage: Eukaryota; Metazoa; Chordata; Mammalia; Primates; Galagidae
Gene: ANXA6
Product: annexin A6
Exons: 26
Coding region: 204-2225 (673 amino acids)
Biological process (GO): plasma membrane repair; growth plate cartilage chondrocyte differentiation; neural crest cell migration
Cellular component (GO): cytoplasm; focal adhesion
Molecular function (GO): actin filament binding; chondroitin sulfate binding; calcium-dependent phospholipid binding
Source: RefSeq, a predicted model, not a curated record
GGGGUUGGGGGGAGGCAAGCGAGCCGGAUUGGCCCCUGCGCGCCACGUGUCCGACCCAGAGCCGCCGGCUGUCCUCCGGCCCGCCCCUGCGCUGCGGCUGCUGCUCGGCUAACGGGCUCCGACCCAGCAAGCUCCGCGUCCCCCAGUCCGUCCACUGCAAGAGGUCUCCGCCGUGCGUGGAUUCUGCUGCAGAACCUGAGACCAUGGCCAAACCAGCACAGGGUGCCAAGUACCGGGGUUCCAUUCAUGACUUCCCAAACUUUGACCCCAGCCAGGAUGCUGAGGCUCUGUACACUGCCAUGAAGGGCUUAGGCAGUGACAAGGAGGCCAUACUGGAGCUGAUCACCUCCCGGAGCAACAGUCAGAGGCAGGAGAUCUGCCAGAACUACAAGUCCCUCUAUGGCAAGGACCUCAUUGCUGACUUGAAGUAUGAGCUGAUGGGGAAGUUUGAACGGCUGAUUGUGGGCCUAAUGCGACCACUUGCCUAUUUUGAUGCCAAGGAGAUUAAAGAUGCCAUCUCAGGCAUUGGCACAGAUGAGAAAUGCCUCAUUGAGAUCUUGGCUUCCCGGACCAAUGAGCAGAUUCACCAGCUGGUAGCAGCAUACAAAGAUGCCUAUGAGCGGGACCUGGAGUCUGACGUCAUUGGUGACACCUCUGGGCACUUCCAGAAGAUGCUUGUGGUCCUGCUGCAGGGAACCAGGGAGGAGGACGAUGUAGUGAGCGAGGACCUGGUACAACAGGAUGUCCAGGACCUGUAUGAGGCAGGGGAACUGAAAUGGGGAACAGAUGAAGCCCAGUUCAUUUACAUCUUGGGAAAUCGCAGCAAGCAGCAUCUUCGGUUGGUGUUUGAUGAGUACCUGAAGAAGACGGGAAAGCCGAUCGAAGCCAGUAUCCGAGGCGAGCUGUCCGGGGACUUUGAGAAGCUAAUGCUGGCUGUGGUGAAAUGCAUCCGGAGCACCUCAGAGUAUUUUGCUGAAAGGCUCUUCAAGGCCAUGAAGGGCCUGGGGACUCGGGACAACACCCUGAUCCGCAUCAUGGUCUCCCGGAGCGAGCUGGACAUGCUUGACAUCCGUGAGAUCUUCCGGACCAAGUAUGAGAAGUCUCUCUACAGCAUGAUCAAGAACGACACCUCUGGCGAGUACAAGAAGGCUUUGCUGAAGCUGUGUGGUGGAGAUGAUGAUGCUGCUGGCCAGUUCUUCCCGGAGGCAGCGCAGGUGGCCUAUCAGAUGUGGGAGCUUAGUGCAGUGUCGCGAGUAGAGCUGAAGGGAACAGUGCGCCCAGCCAAUGACUUCAACCCUGAUGCAGAUGCCAAAGCGCUGCGGAAAGCUAUGAAGGGACUUGGAACUGAUGAAGGUACCAUCAUUGAUAUCAUCACACGCCGCAGCAAUGCCCAGCGGCAGCAGAUCCGGCAGACCUUCAAAUCUCACUUUGGCCGGGACUUAAUGGCUGACCUGAAGUCUGAGCUCUCUGGAGAUCUGGCGAGGCUGAUUCUGGGGCUCAUGAUGUCACCGGCCCACUAUGAUGCCAAGCAGUUGAAGAAGGCCAUGGAGGGAGCUGGCACAGAUGAAAAGGCUCUUAUCGAAAUCCUGGCCACUCGGACCAAUGCCGAAAUCCGGGCCAUCAAUGAGGCCUAUAAAGAGGACUAUCACAAGUCCCUGGAGGAUGCUCUGAGCUCAGACACAUCUGGCCACUUCAGGCGAAUCCUCAUUUCUCUAGCCACAGGGAACCGUGAAGAGGGAGGAGAAGACCGGGACCAGGCCCGGGAAGAUGCCCAGGUGGCUGCUGAGAUCUUGGAGAUAGCAGACACACCUAGUGGAGACAAAACUUCCUUGGAGACGCGUUUCAUGACGGUUCUGUGCACCCGCAGCUACCCUCACCUCCGGAGAGUUUUCCAGGAGUUCAUCAAGAUGACCAACUAUGAUAUAGAACACACCAUCAAGAAGGAGAUGUCUGGGGACGUCAAGAAUGCAUUUGUGGCCAUUGUUCAAAGUGUCAAGAAUAAGCCUCUCUUCUUUGCUGACAAACUUUACAAGUCCAUGAAGGGUACUGGCACAGAUGAGAAGACCCUCACCAGGAUCAUGAUCUCCCGGAGUGAGACUGACCUGCUCAAUAUCCGGCGGGAAUUCGUUGAGAAAUAUGACAUGUCUCUCCACCAAGCCAUUGAGGGUGAUACCUCUGGAGACUUCCUGAAGGCGUUGUUGGUUCUCUGUGGCGGUGAGGACUAGGGCCGCCAGCUGUGACAGGCACCGAGAAAUAGUCAGCAGCCACCAUGGCCAAGCUCGAAUGUUCCAGUUCCAAAGACUGAGGAAGGGGCAGGGUGGGGGGAGGGUUAGGGUUGGGCUCUUGUCUUCAACCAGGGCUUAGGAAAGUCUCCCCCUCCCACAGGCCACUGAAGGCCCUGCACAGUCCUUCCUGCUUGUAGCCAAGUGGCUGAAGAACUGCAGCCAUUCACCGUCCACCUCUUGUCCACCUCCACCCCCCUCUGACACUUAAGCCUUUCCCAGCUUCCUUCCCUUGCCAUAGCCUGUGCCCUAGUUCGCCAAAACCAAAAACAUACUGAGUCUCUGUCA